AUGGACCUACCCAAACAAACAGUCUACGUGAUUGUCCCUUCACCAGGACCCUCAAUUGAAAGCGACCGACUUCACCUCCGGCCCGUCGUCGACGACGAUGCCUCCGCCCUCUUCGCCAUUCGCGCGCGGCCAGAAGUUGCAGAAAUGAACGACCCCAAAACACCCUUCCAGUCCAUUGAAGAAACCCGUGAAUGGAUGGCGACGAAGGUGUUUACGAGUGGUCCGGCCGAUGUAAUCGGACGUUCGUUCUAUUAUGCCAUUCUGGAUAAGUCGAUUCCUAGAGCAGAACAGCUCGUUGGAUACAUCAGUAUUAACCAGGUAGACCCGUUUCCUGAGAUUGGGUUUGCGUUACAUCCUGAUUCUUGGGGGAAGGGGUAUGCAACUGAGGCUAUGAGGCUGAUGUUGAAGAUGUGGUGGGGUCUGGAACGGCGCCAUUUGGACGAGAGUGAUUGUUCGGAGGUGGAGAAAGCGUUUGCGCUGUGUCAUCAGAGGAAUGCUGGGAGUUGUCGCGUGUUGGAGAAGUGUGGGUUCAAGAAUGUUGGGGAGUUUGUAUAUAAGGAUGAUGAGCUUUUUGUGUAUGCGUUGGAGCGGCCUUAG
Messenger RNA from Penicillium bovifimosum, 597 nucleotides. RefSeq names its product GNAT family N-acetyltransferase. The coding region runs from base 1 to 597 and encodes 198 amino acids. The transcript has 2 exons. The record is from RefSeq and is a predicted model, not a curated record. NCBI's taxonomy places the organism in Eukaryota, Fungi, Ascomycota, Eurotiomycetes, Eurotiales, Aspergillaceae. Gene Ontology annotation, molecular function: acyltransferase activity, transferring groups other than amino-acyl groups.